This is a messenger RNA of Anopheles arabiensis, 4629 nucleotides long. Its product is annotated as putative polypeptide N-acetylgalactosaminyltransferase 9. Gene Ontology annotation, cellular component: Golgi apparatus. The transcript has 6 exons. The coding region runs from base 2695 to 4584 and encodes 629 amino acids. The record is from RefSeq and is a predicted model, not a curated record. NCBI's taxonomy places the organism in Eukaryota, Metazoa, Arthropoda, Insecta, Diptera, Culicidae. Gene Ontology annotation, molecular function: protein binding.
UUACUGUCUACUAAACCUUAUCAGAAAUAGAAUUUGGUAGUCUUGAACUCGAAAACAUUACUACCGUCUGGUCAAAAGUAUCUUUAAGAUACUAUUCCCACUGCACCAAACUCUUCCAAAGUGCAUUCACCUUUUUGCGGCUGUGAGUGACAUAAGACAUAAGAGUCUACAAAACGCUACACCUAAACUAAACGCUACAAAACAUCGUCCCAAAACGCGAUUGCAUUCAAAUCAAAGCAUUCCAGCAGCAUUGCGCUAAAAAUAGAUGAAUAAAAACAACACGAUCAAAAAUCGGCUGCGUUUCUUGCAGUUGCAUGCCACACAAACCGAACGAACCCACCACCAUUCAUAAAUCUUCCACCUUUUCGUGUUUGCAUGUAAAACUUAGUCCUACCGUAAACGAUGCAACCACCAUAAAAUGCUGCACGCAAACCGCCGAUAGCGCUGUUGCCAUUUGUUGCUUCUUUUUUUUCUCCAACAUCAAAAUAAAACAUACGAAAAUGGUUUCGAUCCGUCGCAACUGGGUUCGUCAUACGCAAUCUGCGCGGAAUCCGUUUGCGGACAUGGGCACAUGGAAGGAAUGGAUCACGCUGCGAGUGGUUGCAUGCGUCGAAGUAAACACACAUACAGUGUAACGCGGAAUGCACUGGAAUGCAUUUGUUUCCAUUUUUGUGUUCGCUUCAAAUCUACAGAUGCUUUCGGUCGGUGUAGUUUCGGAAAGCCAUUGCGGAGAGCGGAUUGAUGAAAUACGUACAAGUGUGUGGUAGUAGCUGUACCGUGUGUGCAAGGCACACUUGCACUAGCCACUGUUGAGCUACGAUCAGCGCACGCAUGGGUAUAAGAUGAUGAUAAAAGCCAGUCGGGGCCGGAGGGGGAGUAGUGCAGCAAGCAUUAAACACGUUUUGCUUUCGUUUGGCCGUCGCAUGUGUCACGCUGAUUGACCAAAAGUAGUACACGAACGGUACCGAAACAUUGACCCCGGGUCCAGUGGUGGGGUAAGAUUAUCUAAACCAUUGAUGCUUCGGGUUGCCAAAUUGCGGGGAGACUGAGUUUAAAAAUAAACAAACCCACUCAUUGUGAGAGGUACCAAGCGUACCAAGAAGCGGAACCGCACUCUAACCGUAGGACACAAUUGCUGUAUUGUGCCAUUGUCAAUAAGUGGCGACGGUCAUUAACUGCUGCUGCAGUUGAUAACCCUUUUCCUUCUCUUUUGCUGAUUAAGAGUUUUAGGAGAAGUUCGAAAAUAGUUUCAAAUAAUAAUAAAAAUAAUAUCAUUCUAAGAUAAAUGUCCCUGCAAUGCUUUCUUAUCACAUAACGAAAAGCAAUAUUAGAACAAGGAACGAAAUGUUACAACAGGGAAAAUUCAUGACAUACUUUGUUUGAAGCUACUGCGCCGUUAUUGCGUGUAACGCACACGUGUGUUUAGUACGCAACAGAGAGAAAAGGCUGUGCGUGUCUAGCCGCCGGAAGCUGCAGCGACAUUCUAAUGCGCUGGACAACGGUUGUGGCGCACAAAACACAGGGAGCGAACCCUCAGCAACAAGGGGAGAGAAUCAGAUUCCACAAGUAAGUGAAAAAAAGAAAUGUAACACAAAGAGAGGGGUUACACGGGCGUAUAUAGGGAUGAUUUUGUGCGCUUCACAUUCCAUUCUUGAAAUGAAAGAAAAGCGGCCAAGAACGGAAUGGGAAUAAAUGGGGAAGUUUAUUAUUAUCUAUUAGAUUAAUACUAAGCUCAAUAACCCACUCAAUUAUUUGUUUUUAUCAAUCAGAAUGAAAAUAAAGCAAAUUUGUAAAAUAAAAUCACUAAGCACAUCGUUACACUUAUCGGUUUUCUUAUAUCAGUUACAGUUUUUACAUCAAGAUUACGAUCAGUUUGCUACACGUGCUCGAGGAAGCACGGCACAAAGCACAUGACGCUCCGUUUUCCAGCCGCGCAAUGGCCAAGUGUCGGCUCUGUUUACCAAACAAAGAGAACACCACGUCAUAUCAACGAGUAAGGCCCGGCCAAAACGUUUGUAGUAAACAAACCCUUUAUGUUUCGAGCUCACAACUCCCGUCACAACUCACUGAUGGAACACAGCUGUGAGGAGCAUGUAAAUGUAGUGAUUUUUGUUUACAUUUUCUAAAUUUGUUUGAAGCUCAACCUUUUUUCAAGCAGAGACGCUACGUGUAUCGAACUGCGCAAAACCAUCACCAAAACACAUGCCGAUUGAGCUAUAUUUUGCAGCGUUAGAUCGCACUUUAUAGCCCUGACGGCAUAGAUAGGCCGCGAAGAGGUGGCAAGAAGGGACAGCUGCAAAGCAAAUGGACAGCUAAGCGACACACUGGUUGUAAUAUGGCACGAGGACAAAGCGCACAACCGGCCACGUAUGGCAGUGAUAAGCGAUAUAACCUAACGAUAGCACCGGCACACGGUGACUUAGGUGUCUAGUGAAUGAACAGCUUUGUUGGCUAUCGAUAUGCGAGGUUAAUUUCCCUACAUAAACUGUUACACUUCAACAUUCAACUACAGUUUGAGAGACCCACCAACAUCAAGAAGCAGUUUUAUCGCACAUUACCAAAUGUACUGUUUUCAUUGAUUCAACCUUUCCGAAUGUUCAAGAUAAGAGACAACGACAAGAAACAAGAAAAUUACAUUGAUGUAGCAUCAACUCAUCACGAUGCUAUUUUGGGCUGUGUUGGACCUUCCAGUAAAUGAACCACAGGCUUCAGUCCCAGUCUGGUACGGUGCGUUGGUGGGAGCUUGUCUUCUGUUUCGUUACACUUCUCCAAACAUGUCCCAAGUUUAGCUUCAAUAUGAGAUUCGGUCCCUCGUACCGUUUCACCUUGUGCCGGUCUGAGUUGAUUCUACUUUUCUUACUUGCCAUCGCGCUUGUGCUUAUCGUACAUCAAUAUUCUCGGGCAGUGUUGCAGCAGGUUUCGGUGGUAUCUUCCCAGCCCCACUAUAAACGUCAACAAGCACCCCAACAUAUCGUCACGGCUCAUCAUGCCCCACCGGGUCACAUGGGAGAACCGGUAACGCUACCACAAGAGCAUGGAAACAUACCGGACAACGUGCAGGAACAGAUUGCACUCGGCUGGCAGCGGCAAGGUUACAAUCAGUUCGUUUCGGAUUUAAUUUCCGUGCGGCGGCAACUGCCUGAUGUACGCGAUCCCUGGUGUCACGAACGAACGCGAUCAGCAUUGCCACCGGUCUCUAUUGUGAUUGUGUUUCACGAUGAAGCUCUGUCGGUGCUGUUGCGCACUGUCCAUUCCGUUUUGAACCGUACACCACCGGAACUGGUACAGGAGGUCGUGCUGAUAGACGAUUGGUCCAGUUUGGUACAACUGAAAACAUUCCUGGACGACUACUUUCUGCCGUACAGUGACAAGGUACGCAUUCUACGAACUCCAAAAAGGCUUGGACUGAUAACGGGAAGAAUAUUCGGCGCAAAACGUGCAUCGGCCGACUACCUGCUCUUCCUCGAUGCGCACUGCGAGUGUCUCGAGGGGUGGCUAGAGCCUUUGCUGGAACUAGUGGCCAGCAAUCAGGACCGCCGGAAAGUGGUUGCAGUACCCACCAUCGAUUGGCUGAACGAGACCACAUUGGCGCUUCAGGUAGGCGCUUCCAGUGGACUGUACGGAGCGUUCGAUUGGAAUCUUAGCUUCCAGUGGCGACCACGGUACGAUCGACUUCAGGCCCCACAAGAGCACUUGCUCGAACCAUUCGACACACCAGUAAUGGCGGGUGGACUGUUCUGCAUUGAGAAGGCAUUUUUCGCCCAACUCGGCUGGUACGAUCCCGGGCUGCAGGUUUACGGUGGCGAAAACAUGGAACUAUCCUUCAAAGUGUGGAUGUGUGGUGGAGCGAUCCAAACGGUGCCCUGUUCGCAUGUCGCUCACAUCCAGAAGCGUAAUCAUCCUUACAUCGGGAGCUACACCAAGGAACGGGACCUAACGAUGAGGAACAGUCUACGGGUGGCCGAAGUGUGGAUGGAUGAGUAUGCUGAGUUUCUCUAUCGCCUGCAUCCCGAUUAUCGAACUCUUUUAGCAUCGCGAACUUCCAACACGCCAUCAAGCGUAAAUCUCGACGCUCGUCGACAGCUUCGCAGUGAGUUGGGCUGUAAGUCUUUUCACUGGUAUCUGCAGCACGUGUUUCCCGAGCAGGAUGAUCCAUCCGAGGCGCAGGCCGCGGGUUGGAUCCGGCAUGAAAACGAAGCCGGUCAACUCUGUCUCACCUGGCCGAUGCGUGAUCGUUCGUUGGCUUUGCUGCACUGCCAUGGGUUAGGGGGGCAACAGAUUUGGUUUCACCGCAAAACGGGAGAGAUCACCCGAGAGGGACACUGUCUGGGUGUGGACAGUGAUAAUAAACCACAAGAAGCGGAGGUGACGAUCGCACUCUGUAGCUCCGAGGGUAGCUCCGGCGCCUAUAGAUGGCUCUAUCGUCGACAGACAGGCCAGCUAGUGAAUGUUGCCAGCGGACUGUGUCUAGUGCCAGCGGAUAAUAAUUUUCGCGUGACGGUGGAACGAUGUGAGUCGUCUGAUCGAGAGAUCUUUACACAAUCCAAUCGGCAGCGGUGGACUUUUCAAAUCGAUGAUAUAUGAGAGGGGUGUUUUUUUAAGAGGAUCAAUAAAAUUAAUUAAAAAUAA